AUGAGCCAUUCCAGCACCAUCCGCGCCACCUCCUACCGCCGCACUUUCGGGCCGUCGCCCAUGCUGUCGCCGAUGCCCUACACCUCGUCCCGUCUGGCCUCGGGCUCUUCCGCCACGCGGCUGCUGAGCAUGCCUUCCGCCGGAGCCUCCCUGCGCUCCUACCGCGGGAGCGGCGGCGGGGGCAGCGCCCUGUUCCUGCGCACCGGCGCGCCGGGGAUGCUGGCGCCCUCGCAGCUGCCGCCGCAGCGCUACGCCUACAGCUCCGAGAAGCUAGACUUCUCGGUGGCCGAUGCCCUGAACCAGGAGUUCCUGGCCACCCGCAGCAACGAGAAGCAGGAGCUGCAGGAGCUCAACGACCGCUUCGCCAGCUUCAUCGAGAAGGUGCGCUACUUGGAGACGCAGAACGCCGCCCUGCUGACCGAGCUGGGCCAGUCCCGCGCCAAGGAGCCCACCCGCGCCUCCGACCUCUUCCAGGACGAGCUACGCGAGCUGCGCCGGCAGGUGGACUCGCUGGGCAAGGACCGCGACCGCCUCCAAGUCGACAGGGACAACCUGGCCGAGGACUUGGCCGCCCUCAAGCAGAGGCUGGAUGAGGAAAUGCACAAGCGAGAAGAUGCUGAAAACAACCUGGUUCUCUUUCGCAAGGAUGUGGACGAUGCCACCCUUUCACGCCUGGAACUGGAGCGCAAGAUCGAGUCCCUCAUGGAUGAAAUUGAAUUCCUCAAGAAAUUGCACGAGGAGGAGCUGAACGACAUGCAAGUGAGCAUCCACAGCCAGCAGCAGGUGCAAGUGGAGGUGGAGCAGGCUAAGCCAGAUCUGACUGCCGCCCUGAAGGAGAUCCGCACUCAGUAUGAAAGCAUUGCGGUCAAGAACCUGCAGGAGGCUGAGGAGUGGUACAAAUCCAAGUUUGCUGACCUGUCAGAUGCAGCCAAUCGGAAUCACGAGGCCCUUCGCCAGGCCAAACAGGAGAUGAACGAAUCUCGCCGUCAGAUCCAGACCCUGACCUGUGAGGUUGAUGGACUCAAAGGAACAAAUGAAGCCUUGCUGAGACAGAUGCGAGAUCUUGAGGACCAAUAUGGGGCUGAGGUGGGCUCCUACCAAGAGACAGUGGGGCGGCUGGAGCAGGAGAUCCAGCACAUGAAGGAAGAGAUGGCUCGGCACCUGCGGGAGUACCAGGACCUGCUGAAUGUCAAGAUGGCUCUUGAUAUUGAAAUUGCCACCUACCGCAAACUGUUGGAAGGAGAGGAAAGCAGGAUUGCAGUGCCUGUCCAAUCCAUGGCAUCUUACAGCUUCAGACCCGCAGUUUCAGAGCCGGAUCCAAGUGUAGAGAGCCACACCCGGAAGACGGUGCUGAUCAAAACCAUUGAAACCCAGGAUGGAGAGGUGGUGACCGAAUCAAGGAAGGAGCAGAGAGCUGAGAUAGAGAAGUGAGGCUGGCCACCCCAGCAAGGCCCCCUGGGCCACUGAGAGAGGCACUUAGCUCACCUCUUUGCAAAAGUCCCAGUCGCAGAUCCCUUCUUCCCUCACUAAGCCACACUGGCCUUAUUUACGAUGGUGAUGGUGACGAUACCUCUUACCACUGGCAGCCUUCCCACACUGUUCCAGGCUUCCUGAACCAUCCCUCUCUGCCCUUCGGACCGUACUCUGUUCACAGCCUGGUGGUAGUCCCAGCAAUAGCCACCAAUGAUCUUGGGAGUGGAGAUGGCUUCCCCCUGCUCUUGUCUUCCAUCGCCUCCUACCUCUUUGUAUCACAUUCCUUCUCAUCUCUCCCCGCAAAGAGCCCUUCUCCAACCAGUACCCCCCAAACCAAGCUGCCUUCCUGUAAAGUACCACUCACAAAGCCAGCCCACCCUAGGAACCAAUUAGCCAGGUGUGUUUAGGUUGAAUCUAAAGGCUGUGGCCUUCCAGUUGUUUUGGAAUUAAAAUUCCCAGCCUCCUAAAAAUCAUACAGUGUGUUGCUGGCACUUGUAGUUUAGCAAUAGCUGGAAGGUCCCAGGAUCCCUACCACUGCCAAACAAUUCGGUGGCUGCAGGUUGGCAAGCUCCACCAACCUGCAAGGCCCACUAAGCACACCAUCUUGGAAGCACCAAAGAAGGCCAGGAGCUUGCUCAUAACUUUGUUUUUACUGCUCUUGUUGAAUCUAAACAGUUCUAUGUGCCGGUCACAGAGAA
Molecule: messenger RNA, 2171 nt
Organism: Pseudonaja textilis
Lineage: Eukaryota; Metazoa; Chordata; Lepidosauria; Squamata; Elapidae
Gene: PRPH
Product: peripherin
Biological process (GO): intermediate filament organization
Cellular component (GO): axon; cytoplasm; plasma membrane
Molecular function (GO): structural constituent of cytoskeleton
Source: RefSeq, a predicted model, not a curated record